Messenger RNA from Zychaea mexicana, 2257 nucleotides. RefSeq lists its product as uncharacterized. NCBI's taxonomy places the organism in Eukaryota, Fungi, Mucoromycota, Mucoromycetes, Mucorales, Lichtheimiaceae. Gene Ontology annotation, biological process: regulation of transcription by RNA polymerase II; cell differentiation; anatomical structure morphogenesis. Bases 91 to 2145 code for a protein of 684 amino acids. The transcript has 2 exons. Gene Ontology annotation, molecular function: RNA polymerase II cis-regulatory region sequence-specific DNA binding; DNA-binding transcription factor activity, RNA polymerase II-specific. The record is from RefSeq and is a predicted model, not a curated record.
CAAACUAUUUCUCUCUCGCUCGCUUGCUUCUUUACUCACUCACCCUCCUAACCCCCCUUUUUUCCUCCAAUUCCCCUGUUUUUUAUUCGAAUGGUUUCUGAUAAUAUAAACAUCCAACCUGGAGCGACUUCUGAGCUUUGUUUCCAGUUGGUCCGUCCACCAACAAAAACAAGUCGCACAAAUGAUAAUCAACGCAACAAUAACGAGCAGUCAUCUUGUAUGGGCAUCAUUUCAUCGUUUCCCAUCAUACACGAAACACCUAAGCGUGGAAGCAACGGUAAAAAGCUACACAGCACCGAUUCAAAUUCCACCGGAGUGCAGCAGCACCAGCAACACCCGCCACAACAGCGUGCAAAGUCCUCGGAACUUCGGUUCAAGAUCGAAUCGGUUGGUACACAGCUCGAGGAAGACGAUGACCUGGAGAUGUGUCCUGCCCGAACACGAGUGGGUUGGCCAACUCAGAUUAUUCCUUGGUGGAAACCAAAUCAUCCUUGCGAGAAGCCGCCCUACUCGUAUGCCACGCUCAUUGCACACGCUAUUCUAACAAGCAAAGAUGGUCGCCUGACUUUGAGUGACAUUUACAAGUGGAUCUCGGAGAACUAUCCUCAUUAUGUGCUGGGACAGCAAGGCUGGCAGAAUUCCAUUCGCCAUAAUCUAUCAUUGAACAAGAAGUGGUUUUUCAAACUCGACCGCCGUCCUACGCAAGCCAAUCCUGGCAAAGGCUGCUACUGGACGCUAGUGAUUGGAACCGAACAGAUCUUCAUUGACAAUCUGACUCAGGCUGGUGGUCAUAGUCGCAAACAUCACGACAUCGGAUUGACAGCGGAACUGUCGAUGGGACAUCGACGAGGAUCAUGUUACUAUGGUCCUACUUCCGUCGCUCCUGCCACGGACGUACUUGGUUCCACCGCAUUAAGUCAUGACAAUAUGCUGAUCACGCGUCCGGAAGAUUACGAAUCACCGAAAAAGACUCCGGCUUCCAAGGAACCCGCCAAGAUGUCUCCCUUGUAUACCACCUUUCGCAUGAACGAUCAAGCGGACGACAAAAAGCGCGAAAAUGGAUCUCUUCACAAAAAGCGCAUCAACAAACGAAGAAAGCAGCAAAAGAAGCGCCGGGAGCCGGGAUCGUAUGCCGAAUCCGAAUACGACUCAGGUGUCGAUGUCAGCAGCAAAUAUGUGCCUCAUCACAAGAAGGAUAAGCAACAGCAGCAGCAGCAGCAACCAUCGCCAUCUACGACAACCACUACCACGACUGUUCCCACGACAGCAACCACAGAUUUGCCAUGGCAGCAAGAUCUGUUGGAUCUGACGUUGGAUGUCACUCGCCCCUUGUCUCAGCUCAAUCUUGGUGAUGAUGCCAAUGCCUUCAUGUCAUAUAUUCCUGAUGACAGCAGCAACACGUCAUGGAUGCAGCCUUGGUUCACUACUGAUCCCGCUUCCACCACCGCUAUAGGCGCCCCCGCCCCCGCCAUGGCUUCUCAGCAGCCCUUAUACAACAAUGCAGUGCUUGAUCAUACGCAGUGGAACGUGGAACAGCAGCAAUCUGCUUGGGACGACACAUUGCUCCAGCUGCAGAACACUGAAGACUUCUUUACACCCAACAUGACUCCGUCCACUUCUUAUCCGACUCUGCUUGCAUCGCGAUAUGAUCCGGCCGACGAGCCGCGAAAAGACUGCAUCGAUGAACCGCAGUGCUCCUACGUCGCGGAUAUGACCAGAAUUGAAGAAAGUCUCAAAGAACUAGUAGCCAUCCAGCAGCAACAGCAACAGCAACAGCAGCCACAACCACCACAACAUCAGCAGCCACCGGAUGUCGCUACUGUUGCUCCUUCUGCUGUUAUUCUUGAGCAAGAAGAAUCCAAGUUAUUGCACCAGCCACUCGUUAUCAACUUGGACGACGAAGUGACCACGCAAUACCUGCAUUUCGAAGAAGAAGAAGACGAUGGUGAUGCCGAUGAUGAAACUGACGGCGAUGACGACGAUGCUGUAGAAGUCCAGCAACAACAGCCAACACAUGGCUAUGGAACGGUUUCUGACUGUGAUAAUAAUAUUAAUCUGCUAUACCCUGGGAGCGUAGAGGAUGCGCCUAGCUCGAUUCUCGACCACCAUGAAUUUGUAUCUAUGUCUCAAUUAUUGUACUCAUAAAGUUUCUUCUUGAUCUUCUUCUUCUUCUUCAUCUGUAUACCUUGUCCAUGUCAUGUCUAAUACAUACCCUUCUUUUACACUUUCACAAUGAAUAAAACAUUGCUUUUGCUGC